This is a messenger RNA of Copidosoma floridanum, 1308 nucleotides long. It is a transcript of the gene Cth, whose product is annotated as Cystathionine gamma-lyase. Gene Ontology annotation, biological process: transsulfuration. Gene Ontology annotation, cellular component: cytoplasm. The record is from RefSeq and is a predicted model, not a curated record. Lineage: Eukaryota; Metazoa; Arthropoda; Insecta; Hymenoptera; Encyrtidae. Gene Ontology annotation, molecular function: cystathionine gamma-lyase activity; pyridoxal phosphate binding.
AUGGAGCAGAGAACAGGAGAUAAAGAACGGGAGAGGAGGAACGACCCAGAGGAAUGGGAAGAAUUAAACAUAGAGAUAAGCGAACUGGAGAAGAUGACUGCAAAUAUAACAGGAUUUGCAACAAAAGCAAUCCAUGCAGGACAAGAUCCACUUCAAUGGAGUCAUCGUGCCGUCGUGCCACCAAUAGUUAUGUCAACAACGUUUCAACAAGAUGCUCCAGCUAAACACCAAGGGUACGAGUAUGGUAGAAGUGGAAAUCCUAGCAGAAACUGUUUAGAACGUUGCAUAGCAGCUUUAGAAAAUGGUAGGCACUGUUUGGUUUACUCAUCUGGGCUUGGUACGACAACUUCUCUUAUGGCAUUACUCAAUACUGGCGAUCAUAUUGUAUGCAGUGAUGAUGUUUAUGGUGGCACAAAUCGCUUUUUUAAAAAAUGUUUACCCAGGAAUAAUAUUGAUGUCACUUUUGUUGAUGCUUGCAAUAUACCAAAGGUCAUUAAUUCAAUUCAGCCUCACACAAAGAUGAUUUGGCUUGAAACUCCGACGAAUCCUCUUUUAAAGUUGGCAGACAUAAGAGAAAUAGUAAAUAAAAUCAAGUCUCAAAAACCAGAUAUUUAUAUAGUGGUCGAUAACACGUUUGUUACAUGCUAUUUUCAGAAACCCUUGGAGCUAGGAGCUGAUAUUUCAAUGUACUCCUUAACUAAGUACAUGAAUGGACAUUCUGAUAUAAUAAUGGGAGCUGUGGUAACCAACAGAGAUGAUAUUGGAGAAAAGUUGCGGUUUUAUCAAAAUGCAAUGGGUAUCAUACCCUCUCCAUAUGACUGCGCACUUGUAAAUAGGAGCUUAAAAACAUUGGAGCUUAGAAUGCAACAACAUAUGAAAAACGGUUUGGCUGUUGGAAAGUUCUUAGAGAAUCAUUCAUUAGUAGAAAAAGUCCUUCACCCUUAUUUAUCAUCACAUCCACAACAUGACUUGGCUCUCAAACAAAUGUCCGGCUACAGUGGCAUGGUAUCGUUCUACCUCAAAGGAGAUUCAAGUAAAUUUCUAGGAGCAUUAAAAAUAUUUACGUUAGCUGAAUCACUGGGAGGCUACGAGUCAUUAGCUGAGUUACCGUCCGUCAUGACUCACGCAUCAGUACCUGCAGCUGAAAGAGAAAACCUUGGAAUUACCGACCAACUUGUCCGCUUAUCUGUUGGACUAGAGACAAAAGAAGAUCUAAUUGCUGAUUUGAAUCAGGCUUUAGAAUAUUCUAUACUGUAAGAACAUUAAAUAUUAACUCACAUGUACAUGAUUAAACAAAAUGUCACAUAA